AUGGCGGAAAGUGUGGAGGUCCGUCCUGUGACAGACGAUAAUAGAGAGGUAAAGAACGGAGAAAAAGGUGGAAAAGUAAAUUUUGUUAUGGUUUUAGCAGUUCUACGACCUCUAUAAUCUCCUUUGCCCUCAAGGUGUCCCAAAAAUAAUAUCCAAAGCAAUUCCCGCGACGUUUUAUGUUCGUUUAGCCUUUGUAAAGAGCCGACCGGUCGGAUUGAUAUGCAUAGACACGGAUUGUCGUUUUGAAGACAACAGUAUACCAGAGGCAUCGCCUUAUUUGUUGUUUUUGGGGGUCAAGCCAAUGUUUCGAAUGUAAGUUUGAAAAUAAUUGAUUAGAAAUAUGUUUUUUUUGUUGUUUAUAUUCUAUUAUAAGUCUUGAUGAUUGUCUCUGUUUAGGCAAGGGAUUGGUUCUCGACUUCUCAACACUUCUGUAAAUGAUUUAUCUGCAGAUGGUCAUAGUGCAAUUUAUCUUCAUGUUCAGGUAAGAAGAUGCAAAUUUCAAUUAAUUUGCUUUUAGAAAGAUAACGAGCCGGCUAUCAGCAUAUAUAGGCAGCACAAAUUCAAACACAUUGCCACGAUUCCACAUUAUUAUCGGCGAAUGGAAUGUGAAGACGCUUGGAUCAUGAUGUGCAACUUGAAGUGUUAA
Molecule: messenger RNA, 646 nt
Organism: Bursaphelenchus xylophilus (pine wood nematode)
Lineage: Eukaryota; Metazoa; Nematoda; Chromadorea; Rhabditida; Aphelenchoididae
Source: the annotation of a GenBank genome assembly